GAGUGAAGUCCCUUGGCAAUGUCCAAGCACCUGCAAUAAGGAACAAUAACUUCUAGCAUUAAAUUCCCUUUUCUAUUUGAUAGCUGUGCGCAGUUUACAGUUGACACAGUUGUGAUGAUGGGAAGCUCUUCAUGAUGAAAUUGUGAUUUCACAACAAUGAGUUUUCAGAAUAAUUACAGGGUGCUUUGACUGAAGUAAAUGGUAGAAGCCAGUUUGCUGACAGCACAAAAACUAUAUGAAUAAUGGCUGAAGAAAGUCCUGCAUCCUCUAGCCGCUACGCCAAUCAAAGACAUGAGUGUGAAAUAUGUCACAAAGUGUUUUAUCGCAACGAUGUUUUCAAAUGUCACAUGAGGAUACACUCCGGAAUCAAGCCCUACCCUUGCGAUGUAUGUGGGAAGAGAUUCGCACACUACGGCAACCGCAAUCAGCAUGCAGCGACUCACAUAACAUCAGCGUCCUUCAAGUGUGAGAUGUGCGGAAAGUCCUUGACCUCAAAGAUCUAUUUAAAUCGACAUAUGAAAAAAUAUCACCCUGACCAAUAUACUCCAUGUAAACGAGGACAAGUCCAACCGGGGAGAAGAAACACCAAACAUUUCUUUACACAAAUUGUCCCAGAUGUGACAAAACAAACAGAAUCUCAAGAUUUAGUGACAUCAAACGAGGUUCGAAUAUACCUCCCUCCAACACUGACAGACUCUGAACACAAGGAUUCCACUUUGGUUUGUACAAAUGAGCCCCUCGCUGGUCAAGGUGCAGUGUUUCAACUGACGUGCAGCUACUGUGGCCAGGAGUUUGAACAAAGACACAGGUAUCAACUCCACAUAAUGAUGCACGAACUCGAACAGGGCAAAACUUGUAGUUUCUGUCACACAACAUUUAGCAGUCUGGCUGAGAAGCGAAAACACGAAAUGUCCCAUACUGAGAAAGAAAGAAACGUACGGAAAUAUAAGUCACCAUUAAUACUGGAGAAACAUACCCCGAAGAACGUCCCCAGUGAACUACCUCCACAACCGAUCUCCUUUCCGACAGGUUUUUCUCCUGAAGGGCUGAAAGUGGUGGGCAUUCUCUGCAGUCCUACACCAGCCGCCAGUCCAUGUGUUUCAAUGGACCAGCAGCUGUCCUCUCCAUCUUCAACAGAAAACAAUCUUCAACAUGUAUCUGAACAAGAUUUGUUGCCAGAAAGUUUGAAAGUGGAAUUCUUACCUGAUGAUUUGGACAACACUGCUGACAAGCUUUGAAAGAUAUGUUUAGAUUGCAUUGAUAUUUCUUGGAUUAGUGGUAUAUGUUAGUCAGUAGACUUGAAGAAAAUGUAGCAUCUUGAUACUUUCUGAUAUGAUUACUGGUCAAAUGGCCAAUAUUUAUAGCAACUUGCCCAAAUGUCCUGAUUCUUGUUUCCCUGUUUCUGCUUCUUGCAGUUAGGAGCCCUGGGUAAAAUAGACUUUCAGAGUGGCCAUGCCCUCCAUACAGUGAGGACAGUCCAGCUUUAGUGUCAUCACUGCACACUCUAAAGAUGGUUCAUCAGUGCUGUAUGCUCUCUGUGGUGUUACUGGUAUUUGACGGAUUUACCAAAGAAUUCAUGUGUGCAAUCUUUGAACAAGUACUGCAGGAGAGAAUAGAUUUUUAUCUCUUCUGAGGAACUUUGUACUGAAAGAUAAAUUAAGAGAGGUCAGUUAUAAACAGGAUAUUAUCUUGGAUUUGAUACCAAUGCAUGUACAAAUUGGGAUAUAUGUUAUUAAGAAUUUUUUACUUUUUUUAAUUCAAGGGUAUUCUAAUAUUAAAUUCAAUGUAAUUGUGUAGCACUAAAACAUUCUUUGUUCUGUUUUCAGUUCAAUACAAAUCACCUGUUCAGAGCUCAGACAUUAGUAGUUAGUUUGAUUAAUAGUCUGACAGAGCUACAGAUAAGAAGCAUAUUUGCAUAAAAUACCCCCCCAAAAUAUUCAAACCCAAUUACUUUCUAUCAACUUGCAUACAGAAAUUCAUGCAUUAAAUGAAAACCUCAAAUGUAUAAAAACAGCAUGUGUAAAUACCCAAUGAAGUUUUUCCUGCAUUUGUACAUGGGAGCUAAUUUCCGAAACACAGUUAUAAGCUAGUUUACUUUCUGAGUCAAGCCUAUAUAUUUAGAACAGUUUUAUACAUCUAAAACAUUAUUUCAUUUUUUUAAUCUUAAUAUGUUCACUGAUUUUGGGAAAAACCCAAUAGAGGGAUGAAUAGAUGAGUGAAAAAAUAUUGGUUACCCAAUGAAAAAUGUAAUAACUCAAUUAAUUAGAAACCCUAGAGUAAAAACUCAAUUACUCAAAAAGUGAUCUGGAGCUCUGGUCUGAAGUUGGACAUUUUUAGUUCCAAUUUGUAGUUAGAAUCAUGUCGUUACAUAGUUUUACACAAGUAGAAGUGGACAUGUGCUCUUACAUGUCUGACUGUCAGGUGUCAGAUCAUUUCUUUAUUCUGCGUCAUAUAUAUGCAUUCAUAUAUUUUAUAUAUAUAUAAGUGGUUUCCACAUGUUAUAUUCUAUGUCUCUAAAUGUUUUUUAUUGUUUUAUUGUGUGCUAAUUGUGCAUUGGCAUUAUUUUGCAAGUGGGUGUUGCUAGGUUGGAGAUAAUACCUCAUGUCUUUGUUGAAGUUUGGCAUUGCCAGUUUACAUGACAUGUCAAAUACCGUAUUUUCUUGUGCGUAGUGCUCACCCAAGUAUAAUGUGUACCCCCAUCUAGCGGAUUCAGUAUUUAAAAAAAAUAAAUUAAUAAUAUACUAAGAAUAUAAUUACCCCUUCUGCGAAUUCCAGUAAA
Molecule: messenger RNA, 2779 nt
Organism: Haliotis rufescens (red abalone)
Lineage: Eukaryota; Metazoa; Mollusca; Gastropoda; Lepetellida; Haliotidae
Product: zinc finger and BTB domain-containing protein 24-like
Exons: 3
Coding region: 243-1238 (331 amino acids)
Biological process (GO): regulation of transcription by RNA polymerase II
Cellular component (GO): nucleus
Molecular function (GO): DNA-binding transcription factor activity, RNA polymerase II-specific; RNA polymerase II transcription regulatory region sequence-specific DNA binding
Source: RefSeq, a predicted model, not a curated record